This is a messenger RNA of Rotaria sp. Silwood2, 396 nucleotides long. The record is from the annotation of a GenBank genome assembly. Lineage: Eukaryota; Metazoa; Rotifera; Eurotatoria; Philodinida; Philodinidae.
AUGUCGUCAACAAAGCAUAUUCGACGUAUUAUCAAAACAACAGCAGGUGGACGUUCAAAUGCACCUUAUAGUCAAGCAGUUCAAAUUGAUCAUAUGCUUUAUCUUAGUGGUGCUGUUGGGCUUGAUCCAGAAACAGGAAAAUUUGCUGGUGAUACUAUUCAAGAGCAAACUCGACAGACACUCAACAAUUUGGGAGAAGUAUUAAAAGCAGCUGUGAUCAAAGUCAACGUAUUUCUUCAAGAUAUGAAUGAUUUUUCGGCUAUGAACGCAGUCUAUACUGAAGUCUUUUCUGAACGUUAUCCAGCUCGAUCAACAGUUCAAGUAGCUGGUCUUCCAUUGAAUGCCAAGAUUGAAAUCGAGGCAGUGGCCAUAAUGGGUGAUAUUGAAGAUCAAUAA